Molecule: messenger RNA, 621 nt
Organism: Guillardia theta CCMP2712
Lineage: Eukaryota; Cryptophyceae; Pyrenomonadales; Geminigeraceae
Exons: 3
Coding region: 1-621 (206 amino acids)
Source: RefSeq, a predicted model, not a curated record
AUGAAAUCUGCAUCAGCCGAAACUGUUGUAGAUCGGGUGGAUCUGUGGGUCAGGGGGCAGACGUUCAACGAGCUUCUCGACAAGGCGGAAGUCAGGAAACUCCUCACGGAGCUGUCAGAAGAUGAUCAGUACUGGAAAGAUCAGAGGCAAAAGUUUAACGAUCUUCACCAAGAGAUUGACCAAUGGCUACGUACUGAGAAGAGACCUCUCAAUGAGAUAUUAUCCGCUGACUUCUCAAACAAGAUCUACAAACAAGUUGAAAAUUCUGAGAUUGAUCCUGCGAUUUUGAAGGCAUUCAUGAGGACACCGGCAGUAGAAUCCAUGGCGGGAGCAAUCCUUUACACAGGGAUCCUGGAGUUCAUGCAGCGUGCUGAUAUCCUGGGAAACAUUGUCAAUCAGCUGCCGGUCAUCGGUCCAAUCCGUCAGGAAGUGAACAAAGCUCUUCGUGACGCAUUGGACAACAGUCUUGGACCACAAGUCAAAGAGUUCCUGGGCACCCAAAGCCGACCAGCAGUAGAGCAAAUGAUUCAAUUCAUCCUAGAUGAGAAGAACAGCAAAGCGUUCUCCCGUUCUGCAAAACGUCUCGCGGAGUAUGUGAUGUCAAGGCCAGUCAACAGGUGA